Molecule: messenger RNA, 2747 nt
Organism: Chrysoperla carnea
Lineage: Eukaryota; Metazoa; Arthropoda; Insecta; Neuroptera; Chrysopidae
Exons: 4
Coding region: 47-2176 (709 amino acids)
Source: RefSeq, a predicted model, not a curated record
GGGUUAUAUUGGUUUAUUAGCAUGUAUAAAUUGAUGGUUAAAAAAGAUGGUAACAAGAAGUAAAAUAUGUCUAAUUUGUAAACAAGACUCAAAUAAUUUAAAUCCAAUCGAUUCGUCAGAUGUACAAAUAGUUUUUAAACAAAACGUGCCGAUAGAUGUGUGCAAUUCUUGUUUUGGUAAAUUUGAAUUAAUUUUAACAUUUCUCAAAUCUUUGAAGAGAACUAAAAAUAAUAAACAAGCUUUGUGUUCAAUUUGUUUUAAAGUCAGUUUAUAUUUGUUCAAUUUAAACGAGAAGAAUAAAGAUGGAUUUGCUGAGAAAAUUCAAUACUGCAAUGUUCAAUCGUCUAUUCUACCAUUAAGAAAUGUUUGUUAUCGGUGUUUAUACUUGACAGAAUUGUGGUAUGAUUUGAAAAAACAGUAUGAAAUUGUAAUUAAGGAUCAAGUAACAUCUUCAACAUUAACAUCAGAAAAUAAUCCAAGACCUAUUUUAAAAAUAAAGUUAACAAUUCCUAAAAAUUUUAACGAAGAAAAUUCUGAAAUGAAAUUAUCUCCAAAACAAAAACGAAAGUUAUCACUCAAUCUUAACCAAGAAAAAGCUGGAAUGAAAUCAUCAAACAAAAAACGAAAAAGUGAUACAAGUAUUGAGUAUGGCGAAACUGGAACAGAAAAUCAAGGCGAAAAUACAAAAUUACAAAAAUUGCAACGAAAACUGCAAUUAGAUAUUCGUGAUGCAGACGCAUAUUCAAAAACUACAAAAUUAAAACGUGGGCGUAAUAAUACUAAUAAUUCCAUUAAGGAAUCUGAGAAAAAUGUUACUGAAAAUGUUUUAAAACCAGCAAAUACAUAUUUUACAAAUCAUCGAAAAAAAUGGUUAAAACCACACAUAAAAUCUGAUGUAAAAUUGCUAAACACAAUUUGUAAUGUAGAUUUAAGCACUAGCUUUAUACCAGAAAAAGUAUUAAAGCGUUUAGAGGAACGUAAGUUUGUUCGGGUUAAAGCUAUAGCAUCCGACGUCGAAAAUGAACAACAACCCUCACCGUCAGCUACAACUUCACCGACAACUACACAAACAAAAUCAGCAAAAAAAUUUACUGCAGCACGAAAAUUUCCCAAAGCUGUACCAAAAACAAAAAGGGUUUUUCAAAGUGAAUUAGAGGAAAUACGAUCAUCUCGACCAGAAAUCGAUUCACCAUCACGUAAAUCACCCGUAAGUGAUCGUACAGAUUUUGAUUAUGGAAUCAAUCGGCAUUCAUACGAUGCUUUUUCAACCGAUAAAGAGAAGGUCGUUAUGGUUUUAUUACAUAAUGUAGAACAAUUUGAUAAGAAACAAAUUAACAAACGUGUAUCUGAUGAUAUUGCAUCAGUGACAUCAUCGUCAACUGACGACGAUUAUAUUGAUGAAGAUGAACAAAGAUUAGGCAGAUUUUCAUGUUUGGAGAAUUAUAUGGCUGGUUUACCACAUUUAAUAUUACAUCGUAUGGAUAAUAAUGUCAAUGAUUUGAAUGCAAAAGUUAGUAAAAAGAUCAAGAAAAAUAUAAGCUUUAAGGAUUCGCCCAAAGAUGAUACCGAUGAGUUUAUCACACCAGAGAGAAAUCCUUCAUUUGAUGAGAUUAGAAAAGAAAUUGAAAAAAGGGUGAAAGAAAGAAUGGCACAAAAGAAAUUAGAAUCAGAAAAUAAUUCUUCCUCAGCCACAAAAUCUUCAAGCGAUACAGAUGUAAAAACUCCAAUUGAAGGUUCAUCGAAAGCAAUAAGCGAUGAUGAUAGUUCGGUUCCAGAAGAGACUAUUGAUUUGCGGCUUUCACCAUCUGAAGAUGAACAAAAAGAAACUACAAAAAAAACUGAUGCAGAGGCUAUUGAAAAAUCGCAAACGAAUAUUGAAAAUGGCACAAUUGAAAUUGAAGAUGAUGACGAUGACGUAGUUUGCCUAAAUGAAGAAGUUGUUGGAAGUAAACAUAAUGGUGAUAUUCAAAAUAACACUGUGGAUGUGGAGCAUAAUGAUAACGAAAAUGAAAAUACUGACUCGGAUGCAGUUCAAUGUAAUGUUGAAAUUACUACAACGGAACAAACUGAUUCAAAUCAAAAUGAAAAUAACGAUCAAGAUGUAGCAUUAAACACUCCAAUAAAAGAGAAACAAUUUUGUGCGGUUGCACAAAAACUUGCUGAAUUAGAUGCGUAAAGAUAUUGUUGAUCGAUGAUUAUAUGAAAAGUUAAUAUUGACGGUUUCAAAAUUAUCAUUCUUAAUGGACCAAAAAUUAGUGAUCUCUUGGGUUGUAUAAAUAAUUAAAAAGACCAUAACCACAAAUAUAGACACGGGGCGGUGUAUCUUAUAAUUUCAUAAUGUGUAGGAAAUGAAAGUUCUUUUAACGGUAUCGUUGAGUGAGAGGGUCAUAUCGAAAAAUUGGAAAAAUCCAUUAUAUUGAUUUUCCCACUUUAACCUGCAUUUUAUGAGCACAAUAAACAGUUUUAACUCUUAACUUAAAAAUCUGUUCAUUAAAAGAAGUCGUGGCUAUAAGGAAUUUUUACUUAUUAAGGUCUCUAAAUUGAGUGACGUUGUUGUGGCCCAGUGUUGUUGUACUGUAAAUAAAUUGUUUUGUUUCAUCUACACUUCAUUUUCUUAACUUAAGUUAUUUUGUGAUGUUUCAUAUGUGUCAGAAAAAAUAUAUAUAUAUUAUGUAGACAAUUUUAAAUAAUAACUAUAUCUCAACUCGAAAUCAGCAAAACUUCAUCCUUAAAUAGAUUAACUUUUA